Molecule: messenger RNA, 516 nt
Organism: Candidozyma haemuli
Lineage: Eukaryota; Fungi; Ascomycota; Pichiomycetes; Serinales; Metschnikowiaceae
Gene: SOH1
Product: Soh1p
Exons: 1
Coding region: 1-516 (171 amino acids)
Biological process (GO): regulation of transcription by RNA polymerase II
Cellular component (GO): core mediator complex; mediator complex
Molecular function (GO): transcription coregulator activity
Source: RefSeq, a predicted model, not a curated record
AUGUCGGAACAGCCUGAUGAACUUCCUACGAGAUGGGAAGUUGAACUUGAAUUCGUUCAAUCACUUGCAAAUAUUCAAUAUGUGAAUUUCCUAGCACAGAGCGAUUAUUUCAACGACCCAGCAUUUAUAAAUUACCUUGAUUACCUUAAUUACUGGAGAGAUCCCAAGUACGCAAAGCACUUGGUUUAUCCUAACUGCCUUCACAUCUUGACCCUACUACAGAACAAAGACUUCUGCAAAGAGAUUACAAAUCCCGAGCUUAUGAAUAGUCUUAUGAAUGAUAUGGUUAAGAAGUGGCAGGGCCUUGAAGAAGUGAACACUAAACCGAAGGAGCAAGCAGAUGAAAAGGAGACAGAGAAGAAUGCUGAGGAAGGAACUGAGGGCGCCGCUAGCAAAGAGGCAGAUACAGGGGAAAACUCAUCAGCAGAAACGAGGAUACAAGAAAAGCAACAGGAGCAUUCAGACGGACAGCAGACCCCGGAGCAGCAGGAUGACCAGCUGAAGGCAACAUCAUAA